AUGCUGGCGAAACUGGCAUCCGGGACCCUCAAGAAGGUCAGCCUUGAGCUUGGUGGAAACGCUCCAUACAUCGUCUUUGAUGAUGCCGAUCUGGACCUGGCAGUGGAAGGCGCAAUGUUCUGCAAAUUUCGCUGCUCCGGACAGACCUGUGUGUGUGCGAACCGACUUUACGUCCAGAAGAGGGUAGCAAAGGAUUUCACUUCAAAGCUGGUGAAAAAGGUCUCUGAUUUGCAAGUCGGUCAAGGACUGGAUCCCUUGACCACACAGGGUCCGUUGGUCAACAAAGCUGCCAUUGAGAAGGUUAGAGAGCACAUCCAUGAUGCAACCUCCAAAGGAGCCAAAGUCGAAGUAGGAGGACAGCCUUUCCAGUCUCCAGGCUUCUUCUUUCAGCCCACAGUACUCUCGGGAGUCACCCAAGACAUGAUCGUGAGCAAGGACGAGACAUUUGGCCCACUUGCCCCCGUUUUUGAGUUCGAAACGGAGGAAGAUGUGUUGCGUCUGGCGAACGACACAGAAUUCGGUCUUGCUGGCUAUUUCUUCUCGCGAGAUAUCAGCAGAGCAAUGCGCGUGGCCCAGAAACUGCAGGUAGGCAUGGUGGGUGUGAACACUGGCAAGAUUAGUGCCCCCGAGGCUCCAUUUGGAGGCGUCAAGGAGAGUGGAUACGGUCGCGAAGGUAGUCUGUACGGACUGGAAGAGUAUCAAAACAUCAAGAGCAUUACGAUUGGAAAUCAAGAUGCGACGGCACUAUGA
This is a messenger RNA of Colletotrichum chrysophilum, 750 nucleotides long. RefSeq lists its product as uncharacterized. The record is from RefSeq and is a predicted model, not a curated record. The transcript is spliced from 2 exons. Gene Ontology annotation, molecular function: succinate-semialdehyde dehydrogenase (NAD+) activity. NCBI's taxonomy places the organism in Eukaryota, Fungi, Ascomycota, Sordariomycetes, Glomerellales, Glomerellaceae. The coding region runs from base 1 to 750 and encodes 249 amino acids.